Molecule: messenger RNA, 3145 nt
Organism: Anopheles funestus (African malaria mosquito)
Lineage: Eukaryota; Metazoa; Arthropoda; Insecta; Diptera; Culicidae
Product: protein embryonic gonad
Exons: 4
Coding region: 1178-2365 (395 amino acids)
Biological process (GO): regulation of DNA-templated transcription
Molecular function (GO): zinc ion binding; sequence-specific DNA binding; DNA-binding transcription factor activity
Source: RefSeq, a predicted model, not a curated record
UGAUUUGACUCUUCUCCGUUACACAUCUCAUCUGCUGCGGUGCUUUAGCUGUUUUGUUGCGUUCGGUGCGCCGCUCCUGCAGUUGCUAUUGGCCGGCAUUGCUUUUACGCUUAGUGUGUAUCCGGUUCUGACGGCGGUUCGAUCGGUCACCGGUUCGCGCUUUGCGAGACCCGAUUACGACUUUGACGGCUCGUUGCUACCUGGUUUUGGGCCUGAGGGGUAGAGUGUGGAAGACGUGCCAUCCGCUAACAUCCUUGGCCGGUGAAUUCGCGUUGUGCCUCGUUUUUGGAUUGUGAAUCAUACGAACCGAUGGCUUCUCGAUCUCUCGAUUUAGAUCGGCUCUCACGAGAAUUGCGCGCGGCCACGGUUUCGCAUUUGUUUGUGUACAAUCAUUCUGUUUGGUUCGUUUUUGUGUAGUAUGCUAGAUGAGCAGGCGGAAACGGUUUAUUUGACGUGUUUUCUAUUGUCAUGGCGCAUGUAGCGGCAAAUGGUUGGAGGAAGAUUCCGGGUCACUCGCAAAGGAAAUAAAGCAAUCCGCCAAGGAAGGCAAUCAAUUUCUUGAUUGAUCUGUUUGACGGUAAAGUGAAUCGAAAGAACAAAUUGCUACAUGAGUUUUAUUGAACAUCGAUAUCAGAUUGAAUAGUAUUUACGAAUGUAACAAAAACGCUUCGAAUAAAAUAGAUUCAUGGUGUGUACUUGUGAAUGAGAUGUGAUAAUGCUCUAAAGUGCGUAAAGUUUAAGUUUAAUCGGCAGAACUGCUACAAACCAGCGAGAGCAAAACACAAGUGAUUUGAGUGCGGUAAAAGUGACGAACCUGUUUGCAGUUUCAACGGUCAAUCAAAAGUGAAGCACAAGUGAGGUGCAAUGAAACAGUACAUUGCACUGCUAUGACGAAUGUGUAGCUCUUAAGAUGUGUGUGAUUUAUUCGGUAAACUGAGUGCGUUUAAUGACAAGUGCGAAAAUCAUAUCCUAUAGAUCGGAAUGAAAUUUAAAAAUGAUAAUUAUUGCUGUUACGAAGCGCAAUUGUUUUGACUUGUAUUUUGCAUUUUGCACGACAAGUUAGUUAUCCCGACAAAGUUUACCCUACGCUAAUCAGCUUCACUUCACCACUUCUACACUUGAGCUGCUGGAAAGAUUUCCAUUGCAACGUUUCCAGUCAAUACAUUGCGAUUUGUUGAUGUGCUUUCCCGUAGUUAACCGUCUCAAGAUGAAUCAACAAUGCAAAGUAUGCGGCGAACCAGCAGCAGGAUUUCAUUUUGGAGCAUUUACAUGCGAAGGAUGCAAGUCCUUCUUCGGUCGCACGUACAACAAUUUGUCAUCAAUAUCGGAAUGCAAAAACAACGGAGAAUGUGUUAUCAACAAGAAAAACCGAACUGCAUGCAAGGCGUGUCGCUUGCGAAAGUGCCUUGUGGUCGGAAUGUCAAAGAGUGGCUCUCGUUACGGUCGGCGUUCGAACUGGUUCAAAAUCCAUUGCUUACUACAAGAGCAACAGCAACAGCAGCAAAAGUCUUGCAACAACAACAAUAACAGCAACAGUAACAACAACAACAAUAAUAAUAACGCUACCAUCAACAACACCAGCAAUGAAAACAGUAGCAAUAGUACCAGUUCUCCGGGAUUGUCAAUCUCCAAUGGAUUUCUUCCGAGCAGUUUUUUGUCGAACCUUUGUAACAACAACAACAACAACAAUAGCAGUGUAAACAAUAACAAUAAUAACAACAGUAUACACAAAAACAACAAUACGAUUAAGAAGAGCUUGAAACGUUCAAGUACCCCUAGCGAUUCCGGUGCAUCAUCUGCUGACCUGGAUGAGGGCGGAGGAGGUGGUGGUUGUGGUGACGGGAGCAGUUCAUAUAAGGAGCAACUUGUUGGCAGUGGAAUUAUGGAAAACGGUUUUAAAACACCGGAUCAUGUGGAGGUCAACCUGUCUAAGCUGCCGUUGAAAAUCUCCCGCACUCCACCGUCGUCAUCGGCCCUCCAGUCACUAGCCGAAACGUAUCGUCCUGCAUUGCUGGAUCGCAUGUCACCAUAUCUACCUGCCGUAUCGUUUCGAACCGAUGGAUCUCCCUUUUUCCCAGUGGCUUUCUCGAUCCCACCCGUAUCGCUGGCCAUGCUUUCCUCCGGGCAUGGCGGUGUUCAGCUAGGCAAGCGGGACGAGCAGAGCGAACCCAUUGACCUGUCCAUGAAGUCUUCUAAGUCAUCAUCUAGAUCCUCGUCCGAAUCUCCCCGACGAAUACACGAUAGUUCUCCACUACUGCCCGAUCCUAGUGUACCGGACGACCAGUCCGCGUCGACGGCGAUCGCCACCAAGACAGUUCCUCUCGAUCUUUCAACGUUUGUGCGUAGCAACAGUCUUCCUGGGUGAGCUAUUUUGCCAUACACAAAGACGUUGCACGUACUAUAUUACUACGGAACAAAGCUGUGUAAGCAUUUGCGGAGACAAAAUUCGUAACAAUUUAAAUUCCUCGCAGAAAUUAAGAAGACAGUAAUGUCAUGUAAUGCAGCACAGUAAAAUCUAGCAGUCACGUGAGAAUGACUAUAAGCAGUCAGUAAGGGACAAUUUUGCCAGUUAUGUUAACUCUUUGCUCCUAAAUGUCAGUACCAACCAUGUUAAAUUGAAACAUUCUGAAACUAUUACAGCGAUCAAGCAAAAGAAUGUUCGAUCUUACGUAUUAUUGCUUAACGAAUCAGAGCGAGUGUACAUAAAUCUUCUAUUAAGUAUCCAUUAAGUAGGUCGAUUUAGUUCACAUAUGGUGCCAGAUAUCAGUGUACAAAUUUUUCAUUAGGUGGUGAUUCCCGAAUCAGUUGCCAAGCUGGUGCGUGCUUCGUAAUUUAUUGCCAAACUCCUUUUGUUUUGUUCGUGAGGUUUGAACAAAUUCCAAAAGUAUUACUCGCUAACGACCACAAGCGCAAACAAUUGAUAAGAAAUGGAACUGUUACAAUAAAAUGAGUAGUAUUGCCCGCAUGUUCUGUAUCGAAAUAUGGUGCUAGACAUUUGCACGAAUUAAUUUAUGAACCUCGAUCUGUAGAUAGGAACACUUUGUUUAGCGAAUUUUUGUGUUUUUUUCUUUCUAAAAUGUAAGAAACUAUUUAUAAACUGAAUGCAUUUGUAGUGAAUAAAAACGUUUGUUUGUUUGAUUGUGUA